Messenger RNA from Elgaria multicarinata webbii, 3659 nucleotides. RefSeq names its product antizyme inhibitor 1 (gene AZIN1). The record is from RefSeq and is a predicted model, not a curated record. Gene Ontology annotation, cellular component: cytoplasm. Gene Ontology annotation, molecular function: ornithine decarboxylase activity; ornithine decarboxylase activator activity. The transcript has 12 exons. Lineage: Eukaryota; Metazoa; Chordata; Lepidosauria; Squamata; Anguidae. Bases 550 to 1899 code for a protein of 449 amino acids. Gene Ontology annotation, biological process: positive regulation of polyamine transmembrane transport; negative regulation of protein catabolic process.
UUUGCCUUUUCCCUCUGUCUGGGUGCUCGGUUUCUUGCUUCUCGCGGCGACGCUGUCCCUCUGGCCACCCAGCUGUCUCAUCUCCUCCGGGUUUUUUGCCCCUUUCUUCCUCGCGGCCUCGCAUAUUUUUUGUUUUUCUGCUCUGUAGCCUCAGCGCAACUUUGCGCUUUUUCGCUGGUCGCCCCCGCAGCCUAUGGCCCUGGAAGGCGCCGCUGCCGCCUCCUGUAUUUCUGCUUUAGGUUCCCACAUCACUCUUUAAAAAUUCCGCCUAAAAAGAGAAGACGAUUUACCAAAUCUUUCGGGCCGUUGUCCCACGGCAAACUCUCUGACCAGGUAUACAACUAUCCAGAGGGUUUAGGAGAAGUGCUUUAUCGAGAACAGUUCGACUUCAACGCUGAGCCACCUUGGGAACCUAGCUGAUGAUAGUAGGGUUCCAUCUCCUAACUUGUCCAUUUUGUUGCAUAAUUUAAGGACCCAGCUCUAAGGCUUUGUGGCCCGUCCCUUGUGUUUCUUGGUUUAUGACUGUCGGCUUUGCGGAAUACGGCUGAGAUGAAAGGACUUCUUGAGGAUGCAAACUACUCCAUUGGCUUACUGGAUGAAGGAGUACAUGUUGGAGAUGUCAUUGACAACUGCAUUUAUGAACAUACUCUUACUGGAAAAAAUACUUUUUUGGUUGGUGAUCUGGGAAAGCUGCUCAAGCAACACAUUCACUGGCAGAAUGUGAUGGCACCAAUAAAGCCCUUUUACAACACAAAAUGUAACUCCACGCCGGGUGUACUUGAGUUACUGGCAGCUCUUGGAACUGGGUUUGCAUGUUCAAGUAAAGCUGAAAUGGCAUUGGUUCAAGACUUGGGGAUUUCUCCUGAAAACAUUAUAUUCACAAAUCCUUGCAAGCAAGCUUCUCAGAUAAAAUAUGCAGCAAAAAUUGGAGUAAACAUUUUGACAUGCGAUAAUGAACUAGAAUUAAAGAAAAUUGCUAGAACUCAUCCAAAUGCAAAGCUCUUACUUCAUAUUGCCACAGAAGACAUUAAUGGAGAUGAAGAGAUGAACAUGAAGUUUGGCACCACCCUGAAGAAUUGUCGGCAUCUCAUGGAAUGUGCUAAGGAGCUGAAUGUCCAAAUAGUUGGUGUUAAAUUUCACAUGUCAAAAUCUUGCAAAGAACCUCAAGUAUACAAACAUGCUAUUUCUGAUGCUCGCUGUGUAUUUGAUAUGGCUGAAGAAUUUGGCUUUACCAUGAACAUGUUGAACAUUGGUGGUGGCUUCACAGAUUAUGAACUUGAUCUGGAAGAGGUUAAUCAUGUUGUCAGUCCAUUGCUUGAUAUCUACUUUCCUGAAGAAUCUGGUGUAAAUGUGAUUGCAGAGCCUGGAUGCUAUUAUGUUUCUUCUGCAUUUACUCUAGCAGUUAAUAUUAUUGCGAAGAAAGCUGUUCUGUCUGAUGAACCUCUUCUCUCUAAAAUGGAACACACCCAGGAUGAUGAACCAGUUUUCAUGUACUACAUGAAUGAUGGCAUUUAUGGUUCUUUUGCAAGCAAAUUAUCUGAGAAUUUGACUACUAUUCCAGAGGUUCACAAGAAAUACAAGGAAGAUGAGCCUCUAUUUGCAAGCAGCCUUUGGGGUCCAUCCUAUGAUGAGCUUGAUCAAGUUGUGGAAAACUGUCUUCUCCCUGAGCUGAAUGUUGGAGACUGGCUGCUCUUUGACAAUAUGGGUUCUGGUACUUUGGGUGAACAGUCUACUUUUAGUGACUUCCAAAGGCCACCAGUUUACUAUGUAAUGUCAAUCAGUAACUGGUGUGAGAUGCAAGAUGCUGGAUUCACCUCUGAGACACUGAUGAAGAAUUCCUUCUUUGUGCCUUCUUGCAUUCAGCUGAGCUCUGAAGACAGCUUUUCUAUUGCAGCUUAAAUAGGCAUUAAUGCUUCAUUUAGCCUUGCAGUUGCAUGUCUGUAGUCUUGUCUGGUCACAACAUUCCAGUUUGGAAGAAAAAUGGAACAACCUUGAAUGAAUUAUUGAAACUUGAAAUCAAUUGGGACCAGGCAAAACUAGCUACAACUAAAAUUCACUGGGGGAGUAAGGGUUAAAUAAUAUACAUGUCAAAUCACUCAGUCCCUCAGCAUUUAAAUAAUAUGCAACAAAAUGGAUGACUUAGUUGAGAUGGAAACCCAUCACUUGGGUUCUCUAUUAAACAGUUUACAUACAAGUACAGUUUUUAUACUAAGGAUUUCUGUUAGAAAGUCUUGUAAAGUUGUCUUUCCCCUAGAUAUAUAAAAUGUCAGUGGGGGGGAAAAGGUGUGACUUCAUUAGCUAUGUUUAGUGUAUUUAGGAUGUGUAAAUUUGUGCUUUGAACUGUAGUUUAAUAAAUGUAAAAUUGCAUCAUAGUAUUUGUUGUAUUUCACCCUUGCUAUACCCACCCUUGUAUGAUUGCAAUAACUUUUUGUGUAGACUUUACUGUCCCCCACCUCACCCCAGCUAACAGAGGGAAGAUGUUUAAGCAGCAAUGAUAUCUUAAGGUGCAAAGUAACCUAUUCAGAGACUUUCACAGAUUAAAUCAUGACUAAACUAAGCUGAAAAGCACUAAAUUCAAUGUUAAAAUAUAAUUUGAAUACUUAAUGAUAUUAAGUAUCAUUAAGUAAAAAAUAUUAUACUUGUGAGCCAACAGAUGCUGAAAGGCAACCCACAGGAAGUAAAAUGCAUAUAAUGCCUAAACAAGAAGGUGAAUUGUUGUUCUGCUCUUUGGACUAUUAAAAGUAAGAAUGCAAUACUAUGCAUGUUUAAGAGUGAGACUGAUGUAACUUCCACAUAAAUAUGCAUAGCAUUGAGCUGCAAGUCUUGAACUUUCCAGAAAAGUAGUUCUGACUGGCUGUUCAAUUGACAUCAGUUAGUAGACUUAGCAAGGGAAAUAUUGACACUUUUACUCAUUGUUACUUAGACUCCUCCCCACCCUUUCAUUUUAAUUUAUUUUGCUAAUCUAGUAGCCUUGGAAACUAUUUUGAAAUGCACCAAGACAGAAUUCAUUUGAAAAUGGAGAUUAAUAUUCCUACUAAUUAGGUGAUGUGGAAUGGGCUGCCAAGUGCUAAUGCAUUUUAUACUAGUGCCAAUUGGCAGGAUUCCCCCCUCCCCCUAAGUUCAGUGGAGCUAGAUGAAGGGGUUAGGCAAUAUUCCCUUCAACCUGAUCAUUCUAAAAUAACAGGUACUAUAUUUGAGAUGCUUUUCACUUGCGUGAAUGAUUUGUACAGCUAAAUCUAAUAUCCCUGAGCCUAGAAUACAGCUGUGAACAUUAAAGCACAAAUGGAAAACCACACAUUAUUUUAGUUUUCAAAUUCAAGAAAAAUAAUAAUCCAUUUUUAGCAUUUCAAUCCAGUAUCUGUCAGGAUUCUAUCACGCAAGUAAAGGGGGAAUUGUCUUAUCAAUUCCCAAGCCUCUCUAAAGAUGGCCAGGAUUCUGCUAUAAAGUUUUUAGAACUGUUGUGAGUUUAAUUAACUCCACUAUGAAUGGUACAGUCACCUUGGAAAUGUCUGUAUUGUAUUUGACAGUUUGCCAUAAAAACUGGUUUGAACUUGGUAUGUAUUUGAAUUUAUAUGCGAAAACCUAUCUUCUGUUUACAAUAUUGUAAUAUCAGUUUUGGAUAAUUCAAAUAUAAAACUGAAUGAUUUCUAUAUAGCAAA